UUGGACAAUAUUCCGUUGGUGGGGUGGGAGCGACCCGACCGAUGUGAACACACUGUGCUAUGACGAAUGGUCUGCCGGAUCGCCUAGUGAAUUUCGACUUUUCCCCGGUUUUCCGCGAGCGUUUGGUUUGUUUUUUUUUUCUGCCCGUCGCAACCGCGCUCGCCGCGUCGGGCCGGCCCUGAACACCACCGCACCGUACGCACGGGCUUUUACGCCGACCCACACGGGACACCUCCGCCGUUACACGUUAUUUAUUAAUUUUUUUUUUUUUCUCCAACGUACGCACACACACACACGUACACGUACAUUCACCGAUUUCGUGUCGCCAUUUUGUGUGUUGCGCCGCAGUGUUGUGCGCUCGUAUAGGGCAUAUAAAAAUUCUUAGCAGCUCGUUACCGUUCCGUGCGUUUUUUUUUCACGCGUCCCGCCGCCGAGACUCGACGUCCGUGGUGGUCCGGCCGCCGGGCGACAACGAUACGGGACGCGCGCCGCCGACUGGACUGUGCCGCCACCGCCGCCGCCGUCGUCGUCGCGUACGUGCGAGCAGCGCGGGGUGUGCGCGUCCGUCACAGAUCCGCCGCGGCGUAGAUAACGGCCGCCGCCGCCGCCGGUGAUAACGAUGCAGAGGCCGCCGACGACGACGACGUGAAAUGCUCGUGGACGUCCAGCGCUGACGAGCAGCCAGCGCGCGCGUUCCUCGGGUGUACACUCCGUGUGCACGUUCGUGGCCCGCGUGGUCCAUCGCCGCCACCACCGCACUCGUCGUAACUCAGCACACGCUCAACGCGCCCAGUAGGUAUGGCCAGCGUCCUGAACAAGGAUCCGGCCUGCUACGCUAAGGAAAAGGCCAGCUUCCUGAGGGACCUCCAGCACUUCCACGACACUAGAGGGACACCAAGCCGUGGAUCACCGAAAAUUGAUGGGAAAGAUAUUGAUUUAUAUCUUCUGUAUGUGCUAGUCACUGCUCAAGGAGGAUGGGUUAAGGUUAACCAAAGAAAUGAUUGGAAGAAUCUUUUAGAAAAUUUUGAUCUGCUUUCGUCCUGUGUUAAUGCUGAAGUUGCAUUAAAACAAAUAUAUUUAAGGUACUUAGAUCGAUAUGAAAAAAUUAAUUUUUUGGGUGAAACUGGAUCAAUUGCUGGUGAUGAUGAUGAAGAUAGCAGACAUAAAAAAUGGUCUGCUAGAGCUUUGCAUUCUGUUCCUUUGGUCUAUAAUCAUCACCAACAUACUGUUAAUGAACAAGUACGGUCAUUUCAUGGUUUAUCAACAAACCUCUAUAAAGCAAGUGAUUAUGAAAAAUUGUCUUUAUCUCUAUUAUCACCUUUACCUAAUGAGCAAGACCUAGCAAUUAAUGUUUGCAUACUAUUAUCAAAUGAAAACAAACAUGCAAUUAAAUUAUCCAAAUGCCCACAAAUUCUCCAUCAUCUUUUAGCUCAUGCUGGAGUAUUUACUCAUCCUGCUUCACGUAAGUAUUGGGAGGAUUAUUAUCGAAAAGUACGAAAAUGGUCAAUAAAGUCAUUUUGGAAAGAAGUUCUGGAUGAACAAGAACUUCUGUAUUUGACAGAUGAAAGUCGAUUUUGUGCUCGAACUCCAAAAACUCUACCUCGUAAAGAUGAUGAAUCUAGUUCAUGUAGUGAUGAUGAUGAUGAUUAUAAAAAUAAUAAAGUGAAAUUGAAUUUUGAUCCAUCUGAUGAUGAAUUGUUUGGUCUCAAAAGGCCUCCAGGAACAGAUGAUCCGUAUGGACAACGGGUUUAUCAAGUAGCACUAAUCCUUAGGAAUUUAACAUUUUUUGAGGAAAAUAUGAAAGUUAUGGGUCAAGACUUAACCUUCCUAAGAUUUGUUUUAUUAUGUUGUGCAACAAGAUGGAACUGUUUACACCAAAUUGGAUUUGAAAUGUUGGGUAACAUAGGUCCCGUAGUGCCUCUUGAUGUUGGUUCUUUACAGCAUGCUACAUUAAAUAUUGUCUGUAAAAAUAUUACUGAAUCUAAUGAUCGUUCCAUUAUUCUAAGUGCGGUUGAGGCGCUAAAUCGAAUGGGCACAAAAGAAUCAAACGAAGAGUUUUUAUUAAAAAAUAUUAAUCAAAAGGUAUACGACAAAAUUUGUAACAUGUUAUCCUUACAUGAUAUCAUGUUGCUAAUACAAACAUUGGAAUGUUUGUACUCAUUAAGUUCACUUGGUGAACGUGCUUGUAAUGCAAUUGUUCAUGUACAUGGAGUUAUUGAUACUCUGGUUUCUUUAAUAACUGUUGAAGCACAGACAUAUGGUCCCAAAGCAUGUAUAUUGAUGAGAGUUAUUGAGACUGUUACUACCCCUUCAACAACAUCAUUUUCAGUUGAAUCUACACCAAAGACACAUUUAAUGGCAGCCCCAAGUGUUCCUCCUUCACCUGCUAAUGCUACCCAGCACCUCAUUUCAACUUUCACAUCGCAAAAUGUGCUUCCUCUACCAACACCAGCAGUUGCUAAUCCUGUAAUUUUACCUAAUGCUCCAAGUGCUGUUCCAGUUAUGUCUACGACUCUUAAUACUUUUACGUCAGUGACACCAACUGGACCUCCACCAGUGCAAUCUAUUGCUACUCCCAAAAUGAUGGUUCCAGUUACUAUGACUGUUACGACCAAUUCAACUGUAGUAUCUACAAGUCAAACUUCACCCUGUAUUCCUCAGGCAGCCAAUUUAAUUCAACAAGAAAAUGAACAAUUUGCUUUAAAUUGGAUACGUGCUACACUUGAAGUAUGUCCUACUCCUGGACGAGGAAUUGAUCAAGCUGAAUUAUAUAAGUUAUACAUGACUGCUUGUGCUAGAGCUGGUAGAAGAGGAGUAAUUGCUCCGCUUCAUUUUCCACGUUGUGUCAAAGCUGUGUUUGGACCGGGUGUUGGACCAAAAAGUGUUAAACUUGCACAGAGCCAAGGUGGAAUAGCAAUGGAUCCACCUACUCAAAUUAUUGCCUAUGAUGGAAUUCAGGUUCGAUCAAAACCAUUGUCGUUCCCAAUCAGUGCACCAAUGGUUAUGUCACAAUCUACAUCUGUAACAGCCUCAUCCAUUCCUACCUCACCCAUCCUAAAAGCACAACUCAGUGCACCAGCUACUAAUGCCCAACAGAAUUCUCCUUUAAUUAAACGUGAAAUUCUUGGAAAGACCCUACAAAAUCCUGUUUCAUCUACAAGUGUUGCUACUGAGACAUCAGUCAUUACUACCGCUGCAUCUUCUACUGUAUCUCAAACUGAAGGAUCUUUAUUAUCUAAUAACAACACAUCUUUAAUUAAAACAUUGUUAGCUAGCAAGGUAUGCGAUCCAAAAUUGAAUGUGCCUUCUGCGACCAUUAAACUUAGUAAUAAUGAGUCUUGCACGUUAUAUGCUUCUUCUCAAAAUUGCAAUUCUACUGUUAUUACUGAGGUAACGCAACGUCAACAACAACAAAAAAUAUUACAACAACAAAAUAAUUCUUCUUCAACGUUAGCUUCAGCAUCAUCUAUAAUUCCUAAGCAAAAUGCUAGAAUUAACGGUAUUAAGACUACAUCUUCAGAAGAGAUAUGUAAAAAUGAUACUGGUAUAGUUGUUACUAAGUCAGAACAUCACCAAUCUGUAAUAACAACAAUUCCUUCAAGUAAUAAAAUAUUGGUCAAUAGUUUAAAUAAACUAAAUGAUAAAGAUCAUAGUGAAUUAAUUAAAGUGGAGCCAAAAAAGGAAUCUCUUCAAAAUGGAACGCCAGAAGUACCUGAAAUUAAUGAUAUUACUUCAAAGAGUGUAAUGUUAUCAGGACUAUUAGAUAAAGUUGAUAAAGAUAUUGAGAAAAAAGAUGCACCAUUUUUAUUUGGGUCAAUACAAGUUGGAGACAAUGGACUAGAAUUAAAUGGAGCAUGCUUAGACACAAAAGAUAAAUCAACAGGUGCUUGUAUUCAAAUUAAACAAGAAGCAGAAGCAGAUAAGUCUGGUCAGGUAGUUAAAGUAAUUGUUGGUGGUAAACGGACAUCAGAAGAGAAUAUUCCUUGUGAUCAAGCACCAAAAAAACCACAUCUCAAUGGUAAUAGUAGUAGUAACGAUGAAGAAAUCAUGGAAGUUGAUGAAAGUAACAUGAAAGCUUCUUCGACUGCAGCAAAUCUCUAUGCUGCAUUAGCAGCUGAUGUGUUAGAAGAUAUUGAUGGACUUGAAGAUGAACCACCAAAAACUGUUCCUCAACAACAAAUGCAAGUUAAUACUCAGCCUACAACUCAACAAAUAUUCCAAACUCCGGGUCAAAUAAUUGUUUCUUCUUCUAAUACCCAAUGGCCAUCAAAUAAUCAAAGAGGUAUUGUAACAAUGGUCCAUCAAGGUAAUACAGGAGGGCCACAAUAUGUGUUAGCACAACCACAGUCUGCUCUAGUACAAGGUCAAGCUCAAACUGUACUUGUAGCCCAGACUACUCCUCAGGGUUCAGGAGCUAAAACUAUUAUAAUUCUUCAACAGCCGUCUGGAAAUAAUAAUCAAUCACCUAACACAAUGACUUUAAGUCAAUCAAACUUUGUGCAAUCAUCUUCACCAGCUAAUCAAUCUAAAGUGAUAGUACAACGGAUUCCAACUCCUCCUACUAUUAAACAAACCACAACUAUGGUAACAAGACCUGUAACACCUGCCACGUCUAAUACGAAUAAACAGCAAAUUAAAGUCAUAAAAACUGUACCUCAUAUUGUGUCUGCGUCUAUGCCUACACCAUCUGUCCAAACCAGGAUACGCACAACAGCUCCAGUAAAAGUUAGUGGUGAAGUACAUACUACUACCAAUCAAGGUCAGUUUUUAUGUGAGUGGAGAGGGUGCAUGCGUAAUUUCAAAUCUGCCAAUGAAGUUUACAUGCACGCGUGUGAGUCUCAUUGUCCUUCAAAUGGUGUGCAAGAAAUGCAGUGUUUAUGGGAACGAUGUGAUGCUAUGAAACGCAAACGAUUUUCAUUAAUGACACACUUGUUUGAUAGACACUGUAAUCCCGAUGUAUUAAGAAUGAUGGCAGUUAGAAGGAGACAGCUAUCUCAAAGCGGUCGCAGUGAAAUUCCAGCACCAGCCCCACCUACACCUCAUCCAGGUUAUGCACCUAAUGCUGCCUUUAAUGCCAUUAAAAGACAUGCAUUAGAAUUUGUUAAUCCCAAAGAAUUACAGCAAAGACUAGUGAGUGCAGCUGGAAAUCAUCAAUCGGCUAGCAAUGUCGAUCAGGAUGAUAAUGAAGGUCCAGUAACCAAGAGCAUACGUCUUACAUCAGCACUAAUUUUACGGAACCUAGUCAUUUAUUCUUCAACUGGAAGAUGGCAUUUAAAACGUUAUGAAGCGCAUCUGUCAAACAUAGCACUGAGUAAUGUUGAAUCAUCAAGAACAAUUUCACAGCUCUUAUUUGACUUGUGCCAUUCUAGUUGACCACAAACAAAAGAUUAAGUUAACUUACAUAGCAAUUUGUGUAUAUAUCGGACAAAAUCUAUGUACUAAUAAUCAGCAAUAGUGUAAAAUGUUAUGUACAUAUAAAAUAGUUUUAACAUUUUUCUCCCUCAAUAACAUUUGACUAUCGACUUAAAUGUCUUCCAAUAAAAAAAACAUAAACAGUACUUAAAUUGACGAGUUAAAUUGGACUGAUUGUGUUCUUCUACUUAAAACUGUUACACAAGUUUUGAAAUAUAGUU
Sipha flava (yellow sugarcane aphid) is the source of this 5633-nucleotide messenger RNA. It is a transcript of the gene Bap170, whose product is annotated as AT-rich interactive domain-containing protein 2. The coding region runs from base 799 to 5373 and encodes 1524 amino acids. Lineage: Eukaryota; Metazoa; Arthropoda; Insecta; Hemiptera; Aphididae. The record is from RefSeq and is a predicted model, not a curated record. Gene Ontology annotation, biological process: regulation of DNA-templated transcription. Gene Ontology annotation, cellular component: SWI/SNF superfamily-type complex. The transcript is spliced from 18 exons. Gene Ontology annotation, molecular function: DNA binding.